AUGAAUGUCCGGCAGCAGUUCCCUGAUGUACACUGGAUCUGGAGUGGAGGCAUCUCCUUUGUGUAUGAGGUGCAGCCUCGUAUCGUGGUAAAGGUCCCCCAAUCUGGUGACUUCGAGAAAGAGCAAUUCCGGAGAGAACUCAAGAUCUAUGAGCUCUUGUCUCAACACCCGCCCUGCCCUUCCAUAGUCCAGUGUUUCCUCUACGCGGACAACGGUAUCUUCCUUGAAUAUAUGCGAGAUGCAAACCUCUCUUCAAGGAUACAAGAUAACCAUACUCGUGACAUGGAAACGAAAGUCGUUACUAAAGUGAAGAAACUGGAACCUCUAUCCCUACGAAAGGAAUGGAUGAACGACCUUGCACAAGCCGUUGCUUUUCUAGAGUCACUCAAUUUCGCACAUGGCGAUCUACGACCUGAAAACAUCUUACUUGAUCGAAAUCGAUUAAAACUGUCAGAUUUCGACUGUACAGAUGAAAUUGGAUCCGAUUUCGAAGCUUGUAUGGCCCCAUACGGAAGAGUACUCAACGAGCAGGAUGAGGGACGACGCGGGAGUUCCGGAUUCCUAGGCCCACGAACUGAGCAAUUCGCUUUGGGGUCCUUAUAUUACCUCAUCAACUAUGGUUUUGAGGUUUACGGAGAUCGACAGCUUACUGAGGAUCCUAAGGUGCAUGGAUGCAAAGUGGUGGAGUUGCUGCAGAACAUGGAAUUUCCGAAGUUGGAUGGUGAUCCGUUGUUUGAUGAUAUUAUCACGAAAUGUUGGCAUAACAAGUAUUCCACAAUUGCGGAAUUGGCUUCGUACACAAAGACACUGCUUGAAAGACACAAUUCGGGAGACGCUGAAGCUGAACAUAUACCCACACCGCAAUGGUCGGCAGAGGAUUUCUCUUCCAAGAAGGCAUUCUGUCGGGGCUUGAUGAAGGGUGGACUCCUUGAUUUGCUUUCUUCGGGGGAUCCAGAACAAUUUGGAUUCAAGAUCGAGUGGUAUAGGCAUUCCACAACUUGA
This is a messenger RNA of Penicillium salamii, 1002 nucleotides long. The record is from the annotation of a GenBank genome assembly. Lineage: Eukaryota; Fungi; Ascomycota; Eurotiomycetes; Eurotiales; Aspergillaceae.